AUGGAAGAGAUCAGUGUGAAACUUAAACCCCAACAACCCACCUUUGAGGACGAUAAAGGAGAGACAAAUACAAAGGAAGGUGACGGGGAACUUGAUGAAAAAAUCACCAAGGAGAAGGGCCAAGAAAGUGAGCAAGAUGGUAACAAAGAGGAGGAUCUAGAAACAAAUAGAGAGGACGGCAAGUGCUUUAAACAAGAUACCAGUGAUUCAAAAAACGGGAGCUUGAAUAAAGAGGAUAGUUCGCUAAGUGGGACAAAGGAGAGAAGUCCUGAAAGGAUAAGACCUCCUGCGAUCUCAAGCGUGAAUAUGGACUUAUUUAUUGACAACAAGAUUGACAAAUUGGGAUGCUUGAACGAUCUGAAGCAGAUUGAAGCUAUGGCAUUUUUCAAAAGAUUGGUGGAUGAUUUGAUGACUCUUGAUUAUGUUGUUAAGGAAGACCCUGAGAUUGACCUUCGGAGCCUUUUAUUUGAUAACAUGCACGAUGUCUUAACGCCUGGACAGGAUCUAUGUGAUGAAAUAAACGAUGAUGAAGGAAGUGUGGACAGUUUCACCGACGAUAAUAGGGAUAGAUUCCCCACUUUAUUGGAAAAACCAAUGAGCCAGUUGAAAGAUGAGAAACGAACGGAUCGAAAUAGUGCUUUAGAGAAGCUGAAAAGUGUAUCCAACGAACAAUUAGAGGUACCGCUUCGCAAGAACUCUAGAAUCGAUGCUAACUUUGAGGAUGCAAGUGAAACUGCGUUUACAGAUGACGACUUUAGAAGGAAAUCGGGGUCAUACCAUCAGAAUAUUGAUCAUGAGUUAUGUACGAAGAUCAUCCAGAAGUUCUAUCUUAAGCAGGCUCCCUCACUCUCAAUUACCCAGUACUUGGAGAGAAUCAACAAAUUCAUCACUCCGUCUCCUGCAGUGCUGCUUUCCGCAUCCUAUUUUCUCUUUAAUGUGGCAUUUGACUUAAAGCCAGAAAACAAUUGUUCUUUACUUCCCUUACAGUCACCUCCAGAAGAAGAAGGACCAAUCAAAAUGACCAGUGUGGACUCCUUGGACAUUUUCAGACUUGUUCUUAGUGCAUUGCGCAUAUCCUUAAAACUCAUAGAGGAUAAAAACUUUAAACAAGCCUACUAUUGUAAGAUUACCGGUCUACAACAUAUAGAUGAUCUGUUUAAGUUGGAGUUGGCUUUUCUUUAUCUUCUGAACUUCAAUCUGUUCAUCAACGAGUUCUCGCUAACAAGAUUUCUCUUUCAGUUUAAAGUUUUUGAUACCAAUCUGCGUCGUUAUCUGAAAAGCAGGACUGUUUAG
This is a messenger RNA of Brettanomyces nanus, 1293 nucleotides long. RefSeq lists its product as uncharacterized. Gene Ontology annotation, cellular component: nucleus; cyclin-dependent protein kinase holoenzyme complex. Lineage: Eukaryota; Fungi; Ascomycota; Pichiomycetes; Pichiales; Pichiaceae. Gene Ontology annotation, molecular function: protein kinase binding; cyclin-dependent protein serine/threonine kinase regulator activity. The coding region runs from base 1 to 1293 and encodes 430 amino acids. The record is from RefSeq and is a predicted model, not a curated record. Gene Ontology annotation, biological process: regulation of cyclin-dependent protein serine/threonine kinase activity. The transcript has a single exon.